Gamsiella multidivaricata is the source of this 489-nucleotide messenger RNA. RefSeq names its product ribosomal protein L24. Bases 5 to 403 code for a protein of 132 amino acids. Lineage: Eukaryota; Fungi; Mortierellomycota; Mortierellomycetes; Mortierellales; Mortierellaceae. The transcript is spliced from 3 exons. Gene Ontology annotation, molecular function: RNA binding; structural constituent of ribosome. Gene Ontology annotation, biological process: cytoplasmic translation; ribosomal large subunit biogenesis. Gene Ontology annotation, cellular component: cytosolic large ribosomal subunit; ribosome. The record is from RefSeq and is a predicted model, not a curated record.
CAAAAUGAAGCAGUCCGUUGAUGUCAGCUCUUCCCGCCGCAAGAGCAGAAAGGCCCACUUUUCUGCUCCCUCUGAUCUUCGUCGCAAGAUCAUGAGCGCUUCCCUCUCCAAGGAACUCCGGGAGAAGCACAGCGCCCGCUCCAUCCCCAUCCGCAAGGAUGACGAGGUCAUGGUCGUCCGUGGCUCGUUCAAGGGCCGUGAGGGCAAGGUUGUCCAGGUCUACCGUCGCAAGUGGGUCAUCCACAUCGAGCGCGUCAACCGCGAGAAGGCCAACGGUGCCUCCGUCCCCGUCGGCAUCCACCCUUCCAAGGUCGUCGUCACCAAGCUCUACCUGGACAAGGACCGCAAGGCCAUCCUCGAGCGCAAGGGCCUCGCCAAGAAGCCUCAGCCCGUCCAGGAGUAAAUAAAAGAAGAAAAAAAGAAGUUGUCAUUCGACGUGCUUUUUUUUUUUUUGGCUUCCUGACUCAAUAAAAAAUACUUUUUUUUUUU